AUGCGGUCAUUCGUACAGGUUCUUACUACGCCGACGGCAGACACGCCAGGUACCACUCUUUUCCUUCACUUCGACAACAAACGGUAUCUGAUUGGAAGUCUCGCCGAGGGGACACAGCGAGCAUGUGUUCAGAUGGGAGCACGGCUGUUGAAAACAUCAGAAUGCUUCCUCACAGGUCGGACGGAAUGGAGCAAUACUGGUGGGCUGAUUGGGAUGAUUCUGACUCUAGCAGACUCAUCUGCAUCAAGCUCCGCAGCCUCGGUCGAGGAGAAUAUCAAGCGUGCCAGAUUUAAAGCCAAGCGAGAAGGAUAUGAGGGAGACCGAGAGAGGAUGAGGAAAGAAGAGGACGAAGCACGGAGAACAGCUGACAACACCCUCAACAUUUUCGGACCACCUAACCUCAAUCACACUCUGGCAACCGCACGAAGAUUUGUCUUCCGCAAAGGCAUGCCCCUGAACGUGCAUGAGAUCCGAGAUGACUGUCUACCGAAAGAGGAAACCAAGGAGGAAGACAAAUGGGGACCUCUCUGGGCGGACGACAAUAUUAAAGUCUGGGCAAUGUCCAUUUCACCCACAUCACAUCCGUCUCCGAGAAACGGAAAGAAACGCAGCAUAGACGAAGUAUAUGCCGGCGAAAAAGCACAGACCACCAUUGUCGACGCUGAUUUGACUCCUCAGGACCGAGACUACCUGACCGUCAAAGCCGUCGUUUCUGAAAUGUUCAACUCUUCAUGGAGGCUCGACACAUUGCACGAGUCUCUCCUUUCAGAGGUCAAGCUUCCUGCAACCAUGUUCAUUCGAAAUGCGAACACCAACAAGGUGGAAAGAUAUUCUGGGCCGCUUCCCGGUGAUAAUCCACCACCUGCAGAAGAUACAAAGGUGCUCGUCAGAAAGCCRUGGCCUGGAGCACUUGUCGAAAGUCUGCCACCAACGCAGCCUGCAAAAGAAGCUAUUAGCUACAUAAUCCGCAAUCACACUCAGCGCGGCAAGUUCAACCCACAGCGAGCAAUGGAGCUGAAAGUUCCAAAGGGCAUGUCUUGGGCAGCUCUGACAAAAGGCGAGAGCGUUGUGAACGUUGACGGCGAGACCAUCACUCCCGACAUGGUUCUCGGCGCUAGYAKAGUCGGUGGUGGUAUCGCAGUGAUUGAUCUGCCAUCAGUAGAAUACAUCGACAGCCUCAUCUCAAGACCAGAAUGGAGAGAACAUAAAGUCAUGGAAGGUGUUGGUGCCGUGUUCUGGAUAUGCGGGAAGGAUGUGGCAACGGAUUCGAGACUGCAUGCGUUCAUGGAGGAUAUGAAGCACUUGGAGCAUGUUGUAUYGUCCGCAGACUACUGUCCAAACUACGUUGCGCUAGACUCGGUGGCUGCUUCUACAGUGCGGCUGAAGAAAGUCGAUCCGGAUCGGUAUGGGGUCCCCGUGCACGAUGCGUCAGACGGUGCUUCGACAUACGGAGGCAACAACAACUUCUUAACUGUGCGCGAGAAGCAGCCUUUGCCCGAGAAAGUGCACAUCGCAGCUCGUGGGCAAGUAGUCGUAUUGGAGCCAGCGAUUGAGUUCCAGACGAAGGAUGCGGUUCCCGAUCUCAACAUCGCGGAGGCUUUGGCUGAGAUGCCAGAAGACGUUAUGGAGGAGGCGCUAAAAGCGCAAGAAGCGGUCAAGGCUCCAAGUGAGGAGCUCACAGCCUGGAUCGACACCCUACCACCCGGAGCGAAAGAUGCAGAGGUGAUCACUCUUGGCACUGGCUCAGCUCUGCCAUCAAAGUAUCGAAAUGUCUCUGCCACGCUUGUUCGCGUGCCGGGAUGGGGCAACAUCUUAUUGGAUUGCGGCGAGAACACACUGGGCCAACUGCGUCGCGUUUUCACUUCUACCGAAUUGAAGCAAGUCCUCCGAGAUCUCAGAAUCAUCAUAAUCAGCCACAUGCACGCAGAUCAUCAACUUGGCACAACUGCUGUUGUGAAAGCGUGGUAUGCAGAAGUCCAUAACAGCCAGCCAGCUCCACCAACCUCACCUUCGCUGGAGGAUCCCGACUGGCAAUCCAUCUUUGAGAACCAAAACCGUCUCGCCAUCAUCUCCGAACCCGCCAUGCAGAAUUGGCUUGCAGAAUACAGCUCUGUGGAAGAUUACGGCUACUCCCGCAUUGCACCACUCUCACUUUCUCAAGUGAAUGUUUCCAAAGGCUGGAAAUCUCGUCUCAGCUGGUUCAUCCCCCCUGGUCAUACAAAGUACCUCUCAACCAAUGAAUACAACAAGCGAGUUAACGCAUACGUCGUCCCGAAAUCCCUGCUUAAUCUCGCAGACAUCCAAGCCGUGGCUGUCAAACACUGCCACGGCGCACGAGCAGUCAGCAUAACCCUCCCAUCAGGGUUCAAGGUCAGCUAUUCGGGCGAUUGUCGCCCCUCACAAGCCUUCUCCCAAAUUGGAAAGGGAAGCACGGUGUGCAUUCACGAGGCAACCUUCGAUGACGAGCUUCAAGGGGAUGCCGAAGCAAAGAACCAUUCCACGACGAGUGAGGCGUUGACUGUGGCGCAGAACAUGAAUGCCAAGGCUUGCGUUCUGACGCAUUUCAGUCAGAGGUAUCAGAAAGUUCCUGUAUUGGAGCGAGCCGACGAGGAGACAAAGGAUGUGCCUAUGAUUGAUGAUUCUGUGCAAGACGAGGGUGGUGAUGAGAAUGAGGCGCUGGAGCAGGACUCCACAGCUGCGACAUUCCCGGAUCAGCCUGAUAUGGAUGAUGCUGCUGGGAAGCAAUAUGAACUGCCUCCUAAAAAAGCUGCUGCUGCCCCCGAAGCAGUCAAAUUCAAGCUGAAGUCGGACAUGAAGGUCUGCGUUGCCUUUGACUAUAUGCGGGUCAAGGUGGGCGAUAUUGGUGUGAUGGAGAAGUUCACUCCUGCUUUGUUGAGGUUGUUUGCGGAGGAGGAGAAGGUGAAGGAGGAGCUUGUGCCUGCGCCAGGUGAGAAGGCUCAGAAGAAAGGUAAGGAAAAGAAGAAGGGAGGAAAGGGUGGCAAGUAA
Messenger RNA from Ramularia collo-cygni, 3006 nucleotides. RefSeq names its product related to purine nucleotide binding protein. Bases 1 to 3006 code for a protein of 1001 amino acids. NCBI's taxonomy places the organism in Eukaryota, Fungi, Ascomycota, Dothideomycetes, Mycosphaerellales, Mycosphaerellaceae. Gene Ontology annotation, cellular component: mitochondrion. The record is from RefSeq and is a predicted model, not a curated record. Gene Ontology annotation, molecular function: 3'-tRNA processing endoribonuclease activity. Gene Ontology annotation, biological process: mitochondrial tRNA 3'-end processing. The transcript has a single exon.